This is a messenger RNA of Dermatophagoides farinae (American house dust mite), 3337 nucleotides long. RefSeq lists its product as uncharacterized. Lineage: Eukaryota; Metazoa; Arthropoda; Arachnida; Sarcoptiformes; Pyroglyphidae. The record is from RefSeq and is a predicted model, not a curated record.
GCUUUUCAUUGUUAUUUAAUAAUAAAAUUUUUGUUUGAUCAACAAUGGAUCCAAGUGCAAUUCAUAAUUCAAAUGGCCCUUCUCAGGGCCUGGUUCAUGUUCCUGGUUGUGAUACUUUAAAUGGUACGUCGAACGUGACCAACGGUCCUUCUCAGGACCAAAUUUUCUUUGGUGACCAGGUGCCAAUAUUUGGCCAUCAACAUGUGCCGAUUUCCGUUCGCAUCGGAUCAAACGGCCCUUCUCAGGGUCUGGUUCAUGUUCCUGGUUGUGAUACUUCAAAUGGUACGUCGAAAGUGACCAACGGUCCUUCUCAGGACCAAAUUUUGAAUAAUGAAGCAUCCAUUGGCAAGAAACCACUUCAUUUUUGUGAACGCUGCAACCAAUCAUUCAAUUCUAAAUGGAAUCUAAAACGACAUAAUAAACGAAUACAUGACGUUGAUAAAAGCACAUCUAAAAACUUAUAUGAUUGCUGUCUAUGCGGGCAAAAGUAUUCCGGUUAUUUAGCAGCUCAUUUAAAAUCAGCACAUGGUAUCGAAAUUCAGGUGAAAAAUUUGAAAUUUAAAGAUUUUGAAAUGUUCAAAUCAUUUUUGGAGAAAACUGAAGAAGAAACGUGCUCCAAUUAUUCGACAAGAAGAAUUGAACGGGAUUCCAAUCAGCAAGUUAUAACUGCAAAUUAUAUUUGCUCGCGCCGUGGAACCAUACCGGCUAAUAGAUCGGAGCGAAAAAGAGCUGCAAAAUCAAUCAAAACAAUUAAAAUUGGCAAUAUAUGUCCAUCACAAAUUAGUUUAACCAGGAUCAAAGAUGGCACAUACACUGCUAAAUGGACAACAACCCAUGUCGGUCAUGAAUUAGAUAUGAAAUUUUGUCGAUUACCCAAUAAACACAAAGAAUUGAUUGCACAUUAUCUCAAGAUUGGAUUGCAACCAUCCGUUAUAAAGAAAAAAAUGCGCAAUCUUUUGGAUAAUUCGGAUAAAAUUACUAUGGCACAGAUGGUCACUACCAAAUAUCUAAACAAUAUCAAAAAACAAUUUAAUAUUAAAGAUAUCGCUGAAGAAUCUUUGUCUACAUUCAUCGAUUAUUUAAAAUCUUCGCCGUGCUCGGUGCUAUAUUUUAAAGAUAUCGGCAAAGCAAUUGAUGAUUUUCACGAAGAUGAUUUUUUAAUUAUAUUACAGGCUAAUAGCCAAAAAGAUAUGAUGAAGGAAAACUCAGAAAUAAUAUCAAUAGAUUCAACGCAUGAUUCGAGCAUCAAAGGCUUGAUAUUGACGACAAUAAUGUGUCUGGAUAAAAUGAAGGUCGGAUAUCCUUGCGCAUUUUUGCUUUCAAACAGGGUGAAUUACAAAUUCAUAAGUUUUUAUUUUCAAAAAAUUAAAAUUAACCUUGGUCAAAAUUUCAAAUCAAACAUCGUUAUGACCGAUAUGGAGAUAUUGUUUUCCAAUGCAUGGAAACAUAUCUUUGGAAAUUGUAUUUUUCUAUAUUGUUCUUUUCAUGUGAAAAAGGCAUUCAACCAGAAUUUGAAUGCCAUAAUAUCGGAUAAGGAAAUUCGAGAUACGGUACGUUCAUCAGUAAUGAAAUUAAUGACCAAUCUUGAUCCACAAAACUUCGAAAAUGAGAAGAAUAAAUUUUUGGAUAAUUAUUUGCAUCAAAACGAAACCACUGGAUUUGCCAAAUAUAUGCUGCAAUAUUAUUUGACAAACGAUUCGCGAUAUCCACCAGAAAGGUGGGCAUAUUGCCAUCGAACACAAUUGGGAAUAAACACCAACAUGAUCAUCGAAAAUUUUCAUAAAAAAUUAAAAUACCAAUAUAUGGAUGGCAAAAAAAAUCGAAAUGUCACAUCGACAUUAAAAAAAUUGGUCCAUAUCAUUAGUGAUUACGAAAUAGAUUAUGUGGUGCGAAUCAAUCGUAGAUACAUUCCCACGAAAGUAAGAUAUCUGCGUUCAAAACACGCAGAAGCAAAAAAAAAGGUAAUUGAUAAUUUCAAGGAAAUUGAUCAUUCCUGUGGCAUCAUAACCUUGAAAUACUGGUCGCAGGAAAAGAAGCGAUAUUAUGUAAUAUCGAUCAAUUCCAAUCAACAGCCAGAUUGUGAAAUAAAAUGUGAUGAAUGUAAAUUGUGCCUGUGCCAAGUAUCAUGCAAUUGUCAUGAUUUCCUAAUCAGAAACAAUUUCUGCAUUCACAUUCAUUUGGCAUAUCGUAAAUAUGUUUCAUUGCAUAAGGAGCAAACAAACAUUGAGCUCCAAUUCGAAGAUGAAAUAAAUCCACCGGACAUCUUAGAUCAAACGGUGUCAAUAUCAUAUGAAAACGAUACAUUCAAAUUGACGAAGAUAGAAAACGUAUUUAAUGGUUUUAAACCAAUUAAAAAAAUUGAAAAAAAACAAAAUGAUUCGAUAAAUUUCAUAUCUAGGAAACAAUUGACCGAUUUUGCAGCCCCAGAAAAUGUCCAGCAAAAAUUUUCGGCUUUUUGGCAAACAUAUACGAAAGAAGAAAAAAGAGUAAAAAACACGAUGACCAAAAUUAAUGAUAUCUAUUCUCAAUCACAACAACUUGACGAAGACCAAUAUAAUGAAUUGGUAGCACAUGCUUCGACUAUUUUCCCUCAUUUAUUUAAAAAUGAUAACGAUGAUCAAAAGAAAAAUUUAGCUCAUCAAAAACGACAAAAAACAUCAAAAAAUGUUGAUGAUGACGAUUAGUAUCGAUCGGCGGCGCAUGGCAAUUAUUAUUAUUAUUAUAAUUAUAUAUCAUCAUCAUUAUUAUAUAUGUCAUAUAUAAAUGUGCAAUCUAUGGGAGGCCAACGGCAGUCGACAAAACUUCCCAUCGACGUUUGUUCACCAACUUAAUACACACAGUCAAACAAAAAAAUAACGAAGUUUUAUUUGAUCACCAACAAGACAAAAAAAAACAAUGUACAAGAAAUCAGUAGUAAUGAACAAGAAUUCAAGUGAAAUAUUCUGUGUGUAUAAUGGUUUUCAUCAUAUGAAGAUAUUCCGACAUCUUUUGCCAUAAAUAUUAUAGUUCUGUUUCCAUAAUUUGAGCACAACAUCCAUGCGACAUAUUUGCUGAAUUUGUACAGUUUCAAAAAUUGCUUGAUUUUUUCUCAUUACAAUUUCAUUCUGUUUCAGAGAAUUAUUAUUAACUAUUGUAUGUUCCAUGCCAUUGAUCUCACAAAAUAAUUUUCUUGUAUUAUUAUUGAACUAUCUUUCACGAUUUGUUUGUAUUUUGUAUCUUUUCUUAUUUCUUAUUAUAAAGUAUGGUUGCAGAUUUAUGAUGAAUUCAAUCAAUAAUUCUGCUGCUUCUUAUUUGGUUUUAAUGGUAUUCAAAAACAGAAUUGAAACAUUUUAUUAUA